AGGAGCCGCUUCCCGUUCCGGGCGGUGCCGGGGAAGGUGACUCGGCCGCCAUGGGGCUCCACUUCGGGCAGCUGGCGCGGGUCCGCCAUGUCAUCACCUACAGCCUUUCCCCCUUCGAGCAGCGCGCCUUCCCCAGCGCCGUCUCGCAGGGGCUGCCCAACGUGUGGCGGCGGUUCAGCGCCCAGGUCUUCAAGGUGGUUCCCCCGUUUCUGGCAGCCUACCUCCUCUACUCCUGGGGGACACAGGAGUUUGAGAGGCUGAAGAGGAAGAACCCCGCCGACUAUGAGAACGACCAGUGACCGAGUCAAUAAGGAGACGGUUUCCUCACCGCGUUAUGCCCGUCCCGGUGAUUCUGUGCUCACAUGACUGGAAACGUAUUAAGGGGGAGAUAAGUCUUGUCUAAUAAACUUUAACUUUGCCCCGUGA
Apus apus (common swift) is the source of this 426-nucleotide messenger RNA. RefSeq names its product cytochrome b-c1 complex subunit 8. The record is from RefSeq and is a predicted model, not a curated record. Gene Ontology annotation, biological process: mitochondrial electron transport, ubiquinol to cytochrome c. NCBI's taxonomy places the organism in Eukaryota, Metazoa, Chordata, Aves, Apodiformes, Apodidae. The coding region runs from base 51 to 299 and encodes 82 amino acids. The transcript is spliced from 2 exons.